AAGUGAAAAUUUAAACCGGAGGGAAGGAAAAAAGGACGAAAUAAAGCAGGAGACAAAACGAAACCUAGCAACGGAUACUUCCCAUCAGAACCAGUUAGUUCCUCUGACUGGGAGAGAGAGAGAGACAUGGCUUCAUCACUGCUCUGCUGGCUGCUGAUCAUCAUCACCAUCAAUGCUGCAGACGGAUUCAGAGAAUAUUCAGCGGAUCGUUGUGUUUUUAACUCCACUGAUCUGAACGACAUUCAGUUCAUCAGAUCCUACAUUUACAACAAGAAGGAGUUCCUCAGGUUUGACAGCAACCUGGGGAGAUUUGUUGGAUACACGGAGCUGGGAGUGAUGAACGCAGAACGACUGAACAAAGAUCAGUCACAGAUAGCAGCGCUGAAAGCUCAGAAGGAAACCUACUGUCUAAACAACGUUGGUGUCUGGUACCAGACCAAACUGACUAAAUCAGUGGCUCCCACCGUCAGACUGUUCUCCACUACGCCCCCUGCUGGCCACCACCCCUCCAUGCUGGUCUGCAGAGUUUAUGAUUUCUAUCCUAAAACCAUCAAAGUUCAGUGGCUGAGAGACGGACAGGAAGUGACAUCAGACGUCACCACCACUGACGAGAUGGAGGACGGAGACUGGUACUACCAGGUCCACUCCCAGCUGGAGUACACGCCCAGGUCUGGAGAGCGGAUCUCCUGCAGGGUGGAACAUGUCAGCCUGAAGGAACCUCUGAUCACCGACUGGGACCCGUCCAUGCCAGAGUCAGAGAGGAACAAACUGGCCAUCGGAGCUUCAGGACUGAUCCUGGGUCUGAUUUUGUCUCUGGCUGGAUUCAUCUACUACAAGAGGAAGGCCAGAGGUCGUAUUCUGGUUCCGACCAGCUGAGCCCGGAUGGAGGUUCUGGUUCCGGUUUGUCCUGCUUCCUGCUGAACUGGACCAUCUGAACCAGAACCAGAACCAGAGGAGGUUCCAGUUCUCCAUGUGGGUCGGUUCUGGUUCUGGUGGCCCGGCUGCUUCUCUUCAUCUUCCUCUAAUCAUCUUCAUCAAUAAUCAGAUUUUAAUCUUUGAUGUUUGGACCUGAAAUAAAAUCAAUAAACCAUCAGAA
Messenger RNA from Xiphophorus maculatus (southern platyfish), 1096 nucleotides. RefSeq names its product H-2 class II histocompatibility antigen, E-S beta chain. The record is from RefSeq and is a predicted model, not a curated record. Gene Ontology annotation, molecular function: MHC class II protein complex binding. Bases 127 to 876 code for a protein of 249 amino acids. Gene Ontology annotation, cellular component: MHC class II protein complex; membrane. The transcript has 7 exons. NCBI's taxonomy places the organism in Eukaryota, Metazoa, Chordata, Actinopteri, Cyprinodontiformes, Poeciliidae. Gene Ontology annotation, biological process: immune response; antigen processing and presentation of exogenous peptide antigen via MHC class II; peptide antigen assembly with MHC class II protein complex.